CACGCAGAUAAGAGUGUGCUUAAGUGUGUGUGAACAGUGAUUGGUGUGGGGAUGCAUAUAAACAGCUCGGAGACAGGAGCCGGGUGUGUGAGAGCCAGCAGAGUCUACUGCGGAGAGAGCGAGAGAGAGAAAGCCUGAGAGAGAAUUGCUUCACGAGAGGAUCGUCAGCUCCAGUGGAAUACGGAGGCUGGAAACAGAGACGCGCAGCGUCAGCAUUGAACUGUGAUAUACUUUUGUUAAUAAAACGUACUUCUUCUCUCCAGUAGACAACCUGACCCCGAUCUCUUCCUUCUCACCUACACGAACAUUGUUACAGUGGUGUCGAAACCCGGGAGAAGGAAGUAGGAAGCCGUGGCCAGAUGCAAGCUCCGCCGGCAACCCCGUUUGCGGACGUCAUCUCGUCCCUCGCGGUCCUCCACCGCGAGCAACACCAGGCGCUUCUGCAGCUGAGGGCAGACCAGGAGGCCCUCUUCCAGGCUAUCCUCCAGGCCCAGAAAGAGGACCGCGAGGCGUUCCGGAGCUGGGUGGACCGGGAGGUUCAGGCUGGGGGCCGUACGGAAGCGGCAUCGGGUUCCCACCUGUGGCUGACAAAGAUGGGACCCCAGGAUGAGCCGGAGGCGUUCCUCGGCCUUUUUGAGAAAGCUGCUGAGUCCAGCGGUUGGCCGAGGGACAGGUGGGCAAUCCGGCUCCUUCCCCUCUUGUCCGGAGAGUCACAGGUGGCGGCGCAACAGAUGCCCCCAGAGAGCCUCCUGGUUUACGAUGAGCUGAGGAGGGCCAUUCUACAGCGGGUCGGCCGGAGCCCAGAGGAGCAUCGCCAGCGUUUCCGGACGCUGGGCUUGGCAGAAACCGGCCGAACCCUUCGCCCUCGCUCAGCAGCUCUGGGACUCGUGCCGCAGAUGGCUGAGGGUCGAGCAAGGCGAUGUGGAGAAGAUCGUCGACCGGGUGGUGCUGGAGCAGUUUGCCACCCGUCUUCCCCGGCAGACAGCUGCGUGGGUCCAGUGCCACCGGCCGUCGUCGCUGGACUCGGCCAUCCAGCUGGCGGAGGACCACUUGGUCACGUGCCCCGGGGUCGGGGAGGCAAUUCCAUCGGCCUCGCUCUCACACACCCCUACACCUCCUCCAAGUCGACCAGUGCCGGCUCCUCGAGCCCGGCCACCGGGUCCACCGCGGUUCCCGCCUCGGGGGCGAGGCGGGACUGUUCCUCGGCCCGAUGAUGGGUCCAGCGGGAUGCAGGGACGCACCGGUGGAUCGGCGCUGGAGGAACACCACCCCAUGUCUCCGUCCUCCCCACACCAAGCACCGCCCCCAUUUUCUGCCGCCCGGGCGGCGGGUAGGUCUGGGCCGGCCUGUUGGCGCUGCGGGGAUCCGGACCAUUUUCUCGACCGAUGUCCCAUGAUGGAUGUGGGGUUAAUGGUUCGGGUCCCGGACGCGCCUCAGGCUGCCCCCGGUCAGGCUGGCGAGUACCAGAUACCAGUGAGUAUUGGGGGGGUACCUAUCGGGCUCUGGUGGAUUCCGGUUGCAACCAGACCUCGAUCCACCAAAGCCUGAUUCGAUCCGUGGCAUGGGAUAAAGGCCGCGCGGUUAAGGUACGGUGUGUGCACGGGGAUGUGGUUCAAUAUCCCCUCAUGUCGAUGCUGAUAAAAUUUAAAGGGAAAAAGCAUAGAGUUGAGGUGGCCGUUAAUCCGCACCUCCGACAUCCGUUAAUUCUAGGGACGAAUUGGCCUGCUUUUCCAGAAUUAUUAAGGGUUUUAUGCACGGAUGUUGCUUGGGGAAAGGGAAACCGGGGAAGGCGAGGGCUCGUGCAGGCGGGCAGUACAGAACCCGGCUCGCAGGGGUCUGGCUCCGGGGGAGGAGAAAGCGGGAUCGAGAGGCUGAUCCUCUCGGACCGCGAUGACUUUCCCCUGGAGCAGGCCCAGGACGAGACCUUAAAACGGGCUUUUGAGCAUGUCUCGUCCAUUGACGGGCAGCCGGUGCAGCCUGCCCGACCUCUCGCCUACCCCUAUUUUGCACUUCGGAACAAUCGGUUAUAUCGAGUGGCCCAAGACGCUCAGACCAAAGAGGAUAUAACCCAAUUAUUAGUUCCAAAGAGCCGCCGGGAAAUGCUUUUUCAGGCGGCUCAUUGUAAUCCAAUGGCAGGACAUCUGGGGCAAACUAACACAUUAAAUCGUCUCAUGGCCCGGUUUUUUUGGCCGGGCAUUCACGACAAUGUGCGCAGGUGGUGCGCGUCUUGCCGUGAAUGUCAGUUGGUGAAUCCACCGGCCACACCAAAAGCGCCAUUGCGCCCUCUUCCGUUGAUGCAGGUCCCCUUCGAACGAAUUGGGAUGGACCUCAUCGGGCCAUUAGAACGAUCAGCACGGGGACAUCGGUUUGCUUUAGUCAUAGUGGACUAUGCAACCCGAUAUCCCGAGGCAGUAGCCUUGCGCAACAUUUCGGCAAAGUGUGUUGCGGAGGCUCUGUUUCGUAUCAUCUCCCGGGUGGGGAUCCCCCGCGAGGUCCUCACGGAUCAAGGCACGGCGUUCAUGUCACGCACACUGCGCGAGCUAUACGAAUUAUUGGGCAUUAAAUCGAUCCGGACCAGCGUCUUUCACCCACAAACAGACGGCCUGGUGGAGCGGUUUAAUCGCACAUUAAAGACCAUGAUUCGUAAGUUCGUACACGAGGACGCCAAAAAUUGGGAUAAGUGGUUGGAACCCCUAUUGUUCGCGGUACGGGAGGUCCCGCAAGCCUCCACAGGGUUUUCCCCAUUUGAGCUUCUUUACGGGCGGCAACCUCGAGGGGUGCUGGACGUAUUGAAGGAAACCUGGGAGGACGGGCCGUCCACGAGCAAAAAUGAAAUUCAGUAUGUCAUGGACCUGAGAACAAAACUCCAUACACUGGGGCGGCUAUCUAUGGAGAAUUUGUUACAGGCCCAGGACAAGCAAAGCCGCGGGUAUAAUAGGGGAACCAACUUGCGAAAAUUCACUCCGGGAGAGAAGGUACUUGUAUUACUCCCUACUUCCAGUUCAAAAUUACUUGCAAAGUGGCAAGGACCCUUUGAGGUUACACGGCAGGUAGGGGAUCUCGAUUAUGAGGUCGUACGAACAGACAGGCGGGGAGCACGGCAAAUUUACCACCUCAACCUCCUUAAAAAAUGGAGUGAGGAGGAGUCCGUGAUGUUGGCGACGGUGGUAACGGGAGAGGAUGAUCUCGGGCCGGAGGCGAAUGUUAAACAUCAAUCCCUCGCCCUGGCCCCGGGGGGAGAUCACCUCUCACCCUCGCAGCUCACGGAUGUGGCCCGCCUGCAGGCGGAAUUUGCGGAUGUGUUCUCCCCCCUGCCUGGUCGCACGAACCUUAUUCAGCACCACAUUGAGACCGAGCCGGGGAUAGUGGUACGAAGUAGACCCUACCGGUUACCUGAACACAAGAAAAAGGUGGUUCAGGGGGAAUUAGACGCGAUGUUGAAGUUGGGGGUAAUAGAAGAGUCUAACAGUGACUGGGCGAGCCCGAUAGUUUUAGUCCCUAAAACGGACGGCUCGAUACGGUUCUGUGUAGACUAUCGCAAGGUGAAUGCCGUGUCGAAAUUUGACGCGUAUCCCAUGCCGAGGAUUGACGAGUUGUUAGAUCGGCUAGGCACCGCUCGUUUUUUUUCGACGCUGGAUUUGACGAAGGGAUAUUGGCAGAUCCCUCUUUCCCCAGUGUCUAAAGAGAAGACAGCCUUUACCACGCCGUUCGGAUUGCACCAAUUUGUCACCCUUCCGUUCGGCUUGUUCGGAGCUCCGGCCACCUUCCAGCGCCUCAUGGACCGCAUCCUCCGGCCACAUGCAACAUAUGCGGCUGCCUAUCUGGAUGAUAUUAUCAUCUACAGCAAUGAUUGGCAGCGGCAUAUGGAGCACCUGAGGGCGGUCCUGGGGACGCUGAGGGAGACCGGGCUCACGGCCAACCCGAAGAAGUGUGCGGUUGGGCGGGUGGAGGUCAGGUAUCUGGGCUUCCACUUGGGUCAUGGGCAGGUGCGUCCCCAAAUUAACAAGACGGCAGCGGUUGCGACCUGCCCGAGGCCUAAGACCAAAAAGGAGGUGAGACAGUUUCUGGGGCUGGCGGGAUAUUACAGGAGGUUUGUGCCCAAUUAUUCGGAGCUUGCCAGCCCGCUGACUGAUCUCACUAAAAAGGAGGCACCAGAUCCGGUCCAGUGGACGGAGCGGUGCCAGCAGGCUUUUACCCAAGUUAAGGCUGCCCUGUGCGGCGGGCCGCUCUUACACUCGCCUAAUUUUUCUCUUCCUUUUUUUCUGCAGACCGACGCGUCGGACAGAGGGCUGGGAGCUGUCCUGUCCCAGGAGAUGGGGGGAGAGGAGCGGCCGGUGCUGUAUAUUAGCCGCAAGCUCUCAAAGAGGGAGGCUAAGUACAGCACCAUCGAGAAAGAGUGUCUGGCGAUCCGGUGGGCUGUUCUCACCCUCCGGUAUUAUCUCCUGGGGCGGGAAUUCACCCUCUGGUCGGAUCACGCGCCCCUCCAAUGGCUCCACCGCAUGAAAGAUACCAACACGCGGAUCACCCGUUGGUAUCUGGCUUUACAGCCAUUUAAAUUUAAGGUGAUCCACAGGCCGGGGGCACAGAUGGCUGUGGCCGACUUCCUCUCCAGGCGAAGGGGGAGGGGGGAGGCUGCAGGCCGGAGGGCUCCCCGGCCUGAGUCGGGCGGUGGGGGUAUGUGGCAAGGGGUGUGUGAUUUAGCAAGGUCUGCAGCGGGAGAGAAGGCUGAAAGAAGAGUGGUGAGUAAAUGGGGUGCGAAGUGCAAAUGAUGAUCAGCUGUCCUCUAUUCCAGUGAUUGGUGUGGGGAUGCAUAUAAACAGCUCGGAGACAGGAGCCGGGUGUGUGAGAGCCAGCAGAGUCUACUGCGGAGAGAGCGAGAGAGAGACAGCCUGAGAGAGAAAGCCUGAGAGAGAAUUGCUUCACGAGAGGAUCGUCAGCUCCAGUGGAAUACGGAGGCUGGAAACAGAGACGCGCAGCGUCAGCAUUGAACUGUGAUAUACUUUUGUUAAUAAAACGUACUUCUUCUCUCCAGUAGACAACCUGACCCCGAUCUCUUCCUUCUCACCUACACGAACAUUGUUACACACGCAUUCAUGUAUUUAUGUCCUGCAAAGCAAAACUCAGCAAAAUGUAACAUUUUUACUUUGACCUUAACCCUUUCAUGCAUAAAUGAUAACAGCCUCAACCUAAGGAUUCUUUAUGUGUUUUAUUGCCCAUAGGGGCAUGUAAAACAUAAUUCGAACUCUUUUUACAUGUAUUUUCCGCAUGCAGUGGCUUGUCAGUGAGGUGACAGUGUAUAGGAUAAUGCACUAGUGUCCCCCUGCAGUAAUUCAAAGUGAAUGAAUCACGCAAACUGCCAUGAUACUGAUUUACUUCUUCACAGCGUUUAUCUAGAUGUCCAUGAUGACACACAUGAACUAGUCUAUGGUUUCGUAACCCUGACCAAUGUUGGAUUAUGAUGAUUUUACAGCAUCGGUAGGUGUGUCCUGAUUGAGAAGCUCCUCCCUCUUCAUACGUCUCUUCUCAUAGUCUUAUAGCUCUUCUCUGUUCUCCUUCAACCUCCAACCUGCUCGCAUCACACGUGACAUCAUGCUGAUAAUCUUCAUUUUCAUCAUCACUCUAUCCUGUGUGAGUGGAGUUACUGUAGUGACCCAGAAUCCUCCAGAACGCCCAGCGAAUAAAGGAGAAAAAGUCACAAUGAGCUGUAAUCUGGGAUCAGUUGAUUCUGCUCUAAUAUUUUGAUCAUUUAUUUUGCUUUUGUUAUGUUGAAAAUUUAAUUCACCAUAUAAACCAUGAGAAUACUGCUAAACGUAUGCAAUAUCAAGUUCAUAAAAAUGUACAGGUGGUGGAGAUAAAACAUUUUUUAAUUGACUGUAAAUUUUAAUGUUGAAUAAAGGACACAAGGUAUGGGCACAUCAUACAUGAACUACAUGUUACACUCUUUAAAAUAAAGGUGCUUAAAAGGUUCUUCACAGCGAUGCCAUUAGUCAAAGGUUCUUUAAAUAAAGAAUCAUCUCUUUCUCUCUUUCUUACCUUUUUAUACUCUGAAGAACCUUUUUUCGCCACAAAGAACCUUUUGUCAAACAGAGAGGUGCUUUAGAUGUUAAAGGCUCUUUAUGGAACCAAAAGAUUCUUCUUUGAAGCAGACUGUGUACAGUAAAUGUCAAACUUAAAUGUCAAUUUAAUUUACAUGUAUUUAUUAAGCAAACAAUUGUUCUUUAAUUCCUUAAUAAAUUCAUUGUUUAUAGCUGUAUUCUGUAUAUUUAUCCAAAGCUAUUCACAAUUAAAGAAAGCAUUUAACAUUUUGUCCAUGAGCUACUAACAAUAAUUGUUUACCAGGUCAUGUUUAUGUCAAGUAGGAUAUAGUGAUGUGUAUGGUGAUGUACAUUUUAUGAACUUAUUUGGACUUCUUGUUAAAAGCACUAUAUUUAAAAUGCAAUAUUUAACAUUUAUUGUUGAUGUUUUUCAUGACUUGUCUAUCUUGUAGAUGCAGGUGUUUCUCGUCCUGUUGUGAACAUUCUGCCUUCAUCCAGUGAAGAUGUGAGCUCCAGUGAAGUGACUCUGGUGUGUCUGAUCAAUG
Molecule: messenger RNA, 6580 nt
Organism: Triplophysa rosa
Lineage: Eukaryota; Metazoa; Chordata; Actinopteri; Cypriniformes; Nemacheilidae
Exons: 3
Coding region: 1386-4769 (1127 amino acids)
Biological process (GO): DNA integration
Molecular function (GO): nucleic acid binding
Source: RefSeq, a predicted model, not a curated record